Molecule: messenger RNA, 1735 nt
Organism: Momordica charantia (bitter melon)
Lineage: Eukaryota; Viridiplantae; Streptophyta; Magnoliopsida; Cucurbitales; Cucurbitaceae
Product: Core-2/I-branching beta-1,6-N-acetylglucosaminyltransferase family protein
Cellular component (GO): membrane
Molecular function (GO): glucuronosyltransferase activity
Source: RefSeq, a predicted model, not a curated record
UUUAUUUCACCACCACCAACUAAUCCGCCACUGACCGGCACCGACAGGCGACAGCGCAAUUUCGCCUUCCGAAACAAAAACAAAACGCCCACAAAUCCAUAAAAGCCCGCGGCAAUUUCUUCAGCUUCGACUUCAACGAUUCGAUUCUGCCACUUCUUAGUCGUAACCUUGGAUCAGGGUUUUGGGUUUAAGCCUCUAAUAACCCAUUUGCAUCAGUUCUUCGAAAAUCGCGCUCCAAUCUGACAUUGGGAAGUUCAAAUGAAGAAGAAUCACAAUCCCUACUAUCCAGAUCGGAAAUGGCUGAUGCCAUUGGCCGUAUUUUGCCUGCUCCUUCUGAUAUUCCUUCUAAUUGUUACUUCCGGCCACCCAAAAUCUUCUCCCGAUGCCAAUUUUUCCCAUGGCGCCACGAGAUUCGUAGACUCCAAUGGGAAUGAAGGUCUAGGGCUAGGGCUUCCGCCGUUGCCGAGAUUUGCAUAUUUGAUAUCAGGAACGAAAGGAGACGGUGGAUCGAUUAGGCGGCUUCUUCAGGCGGCAUAUCAUCCGAGGAACUACUAUCUGUUACAUCUCGAUCUUGAAGCUUCGGAUUCCGAAAGGCUUGAGCUGGCGAAGUAUGUGAAAUCGGAGAGCGUAUUGAGGGAGUUCAGGAAUGUGAUGGUUGUGGGGAAGGCCAAUUUGAUCACUGAUAAAGGCCCAACUAUGAUUGCCUCUACGCUUCAGGCGAUUGCCAUAUUACUGAAGCGCGCUAAGGAUUGGGAUUGGUUCAUUAAUCUCAGCGCUUCUGAUUAUCCUCUGCUUCCGCAAGAUGAUCUUUUGCAUGUAUUCUCCUACUUGCCAAGGGAUUUGAACUUCGUCGAGCACACGAGUAAUCUUGGUUGGAAAGAGGACUUGGGAGCAAAGACUAUAAUCAUAGAUCCUGCCUUGUAUCAUACAAAGAAAUCUGGAGUGUUUUGGGCAAAAGAGAGAAGGUCGAUCCCGUCGUCGUUCAAGUUGUUUACAGGAUCUUCGUUGGUGGUUCUCACAAAGCCAUUUCUGGAAUUCUGUAUAUGGGGAUGGGACAAUCUCCCUCGCACUCUCCUCAUGUACUACACAAAUUUCUUGUCUUCUCCAGAGGGUUACUUCCACACCAUCAUCUGCAACCACAAGGACUACCAAAACACUACCAUAAACCAAGAUUUGCAUUAUAUGAAGUGGGACAAUCCUCCGAACCAACACCCGAUUAACCUAACGUCCGAACAUUUCAUUGACAUGGUCCAGAGCGGUCUCCCUUUUGCUCAGAGUUUCGCCGAGAAUAGUUCGGUGCUCAACAGAAUAGAUGAGGAACUUUUGAAGAGGUCGAGCGGGCAGUUCACGCCAGGUGCCUGGUGCGUGAGGAGCCCGGUCUCGGAGAAGGGUCCUUGUGUGGCCUAUGGCAGUUCUAGUGCUGUUAAACCAACCAGCAGCUCGAAGAGGCUGGAAAAGAUUCUGGUGAAACUUCUUGAUCAUGAGAACUUCAGACCCAGACAAUGUAGAUAGAUCCCAAAAUUUUUACCCCUGUAUGAUUUAUGAAUGAAUUCUUUUGAUCCUUUUUCUUUGUUUUUUUCAUCCCUUGGAAGCAGCUACGUGGCAGAGUGAUUCCCCUCUGUACAGAAAAUGUGAAACAGCAGUUAUUUUUGGCUCUGUAAAGUGAAAAUUCUACCAUGUUAUAUAUUAUUUGCAUACAUAAAUGAUAUAAUACCAACAGUUUUUUUAUUCUUAA